AUGGUGCAUUCAGGCUCGCGAAGUCGACGUCUUGUGACUUACGGCUCUUCCUCGAAAGCUCAGUCUCAUUUUAACACUGUGUCUGCACGCGCCUCGACCGCUAAAUCAUCGAAAGACCUCCCUAGUACGCCUGGCUCGUCGCAUCCAUCUACAGGCGAGGUAUCAGGAACCGAGCCUGGACAUAAACAAGAAAUAUCUACAGAGACUGCUCAGGUACCAGAGCCCCGGGGAGCUUCGCGCCUGGUUACCGAGGCCAGCAUUUACGAUCUUCCGUCAUCAGAUGAGGGGGACCAGCACCUAAUCGUGCAACGCAAGCGCCGGCGCUAUGGCGCUAAUGGAAAUGCUGCCUUAACCCAACAAUCCCCUGCUGUGCGACCCAUGACUGGUUUUGGGAUAGGGGUCGGACCUCAAGAUCCUUCCACGAAGUUAGACUCAGCGAGCUCUCGAACUGAGACCUUUUCACCUCGCGAGAUAAAAGACGCGUCAGGCCGUGGAAGGCCAGGGCCGCGAACAGGCGGCCGCAAAUUAGAUUCAGGUUCUCAAAAGACCAAAGAAAGCUUGCCAAAGAAUGAUUCUCAGGCUCGCCAAACAGCUCAACCCCUCUCUCUCGAUACAAAUGGACAACCAAGCCAGUCCAGACCCGAGCGAACGUCGUACACGAACAUAAUGUCUAGUCCAAUGGAGCCUGGACCUACAAGUCCCCGAAAGCAUACACGCACUCGUGGUGGAAACACGACGCCCACCCGAAGAAGACUGAUUGAUUCACUGGGUACAAAAGAACAGUCGGCUGAUGCCUCAUCGAAUAUUACUACCACCAGCCAGCCACCUUCUCCUUUCACACCUCACAGCCCCAACCGACUGAAAGAACCCCCGCCACCAAAUAUGUGCGCUCAAACUGAGCCCAAAGACCUGGGCCAGGAUACAACUGUCGCGAUUUCGCCUCAUCUAACCGGCUCGAAAGUCACAUAUGCCCGCCAGCGUUCGUUCUUGGAUGACCUUCCGAUGGCAAGCGGGCUUCCUGAACAAAAUCCCGUGGAUAGUCUUGGGCGGGAUAGCCAAUUGAUGUCGCAACCCCGAAGUUUUGAUGAUAUCCCCCGCGCUCGCCUUUUUGAUAUCGAGGAGGUCAACAAUGAUGACGGAUCCGUUCGGAGUAUUCACGAGCUCCGCCAGGCUGGGGGAAAUGCUCGUUACCGGGGUGCUGUCGAGUCUAUCUUUGAAGACAUUGAAGAUCCCCAUAUGUCGACUUCGGGUCGAUGCAAUUCGUUCGUUCAACUUUGUGGCAAGUUGCUCGACUCGAAGCUAUCACGCCAAUUUGUCGAGUGCAGUUUUGAUAGGAGGCUGGUUGAUUGCCUAUCUAGUGACCUAGAUAUGGUCUCUGCUACACUCGCUUUAUGCGUGUUUGGUCUAAGCUCCUUGGGUCGAUCUCUACCCUAUGUUCUGGCCACCGCUGCAUGGCCCAAAUUGCUUGAUCUGUCGCCCUCUCUCCUUGGGGCCCAGACUGAUAUCUCCGCCAUAACACGCGCUCGAAACAAUAACUUGUCUAAGGCAGCUCAGAGAUCGGUGCAGAACAUAUCACCCCGAAUCAACAUAGCUCUGUUCCCUGAUGCAUCGGCACCAACGCUUUCGCCAUGCCUCAUAGCACUGCACUGCCUAAGAGUCACCAGCUCGGCAUUCCAGGCAAAGAGCGAAAUACCCGGUGGUCUGCCUGCCCCUAUGCUGAAUCAGCUUGUCAACAUUCUGCUGUCUGAAAGCUCUCAUAUUAGAGGGAAAGUUACAGUCGCCCCAGAGAGAUCUUAUGUAUUGAUCACGGGGUUAUCCAUUCUCGAGAUACAUACCACUUCCGGGGAUCCCGUUCAACGAGAUCACCACGAUGCUUUGAGUAUUCUCGCUGGCAUGCACAGCUUGCUUCAAAUGGCCAACAUGGCUAGCGAGGUGGAUGCGGUUCGCCAGCAGCUCCAAAUCCUUUAUCUUCGAGUGAUCUUGAAUGUCACUAACAGCAACCCGAUCUUGUGCGAUAAAUUUGCGACUCCAGCGAUGGUUGAAGAGCUGGCUGCCAUCACGAUGGCCAGAUUUGGCGAUCUAACCGAGGAUUCUCUUUCGCAGGAGAACAAUUCUCUCGACACCGUGAUUUUGGCAUUGGGAGCUCUCAUCAACCUGGUUGAGCAAAGUGAAGCAUCGCGAACGAUGUUUCUUAAUCCCGCCUGUGUUGCACAAUCCCUUCUCGACCAGCUUUUACGCCUCUUUUUAGCUCAUGUUGAUUCGACCUCCAAGGCCCAUUCGGUUCUGGAAGUGCACCACAAUGUCGCAGUAGGGUAUUUGGCUAUUCUGCUCCUGGCCCUCUGUCUACAUCCGGGAGCCCGUGUGCAAGUCAAAGAAUCCCUUCACCCCAAUGGACUCGCAGUCAUCAUGUCAACGGUGAAUGAAUUCUUACAAUAUCACCAGAAGAUUGAACAAGAAUCAUAUUCGGUCCAGGCAAACCGACGGGAGACAAGUGGGUUUUUGGUCCGGCUCCAGGACCUUAUCAGUCAGAUUCAACAUAUCGAUGAUCAGUGA
This is a messenger RNA of Penicillium canariense, 2553 nucleotides long. RefSeq names its product WAPL family protein. The transcript has 2 exons. The coding region runs from base 1 to 2553 and encodes 850 amino acids. Lineage: Eukaryota; Fungi; Ascomycota; Eurotiomycetes; Eurotiales; Aspergillaceae. The record is from RefSeq and is a predicted model, not a curated record. Gene Ontology annotation, biological process: regulation of chromosome condensation.